Messenger RNA from Dissoconium aciculare CBS 342.82, 512 nucleotides. RefSeq lists its product as uncharacterized. The transcript has a single exon. NCBI's taxonomy places the organism in Eukaryota, Fungi, Ascomycota, Dothideomycetes, Mycosphaerellales, Dissoconiaceae. The coding region runs from base 89 to 391 and encodes 100 amino acids. The record is from RefSeq and is a predicted model, not a curated record.
GAUUGCCGCAGAACUUCGAGGAAUAAUGUGGUGAAUAUGCCUGUCAGUGGCGUAUAAGAAUGACCGCCGUCGUCCUCAAGCGCUAUGCAUGAUGCGGUGGAGGCGUCACGUCUCCCGCUAUGUGUCACGAGGCAUUACCUCUGCCUUAGUCGAAAGUGCUCGACGCGAAAGCAUCUCAGCGCACAAGGGGCGAUCAACACUGUAUCGAUUCUCAUGGCGUAGUGCUUGGCUCGUCUUCUAUACGAUAGUACCCCUGUCCUGGUCUUUCGUGCCUGUCGAUUAUGGCAAGCCUUCUCGGGAGUCGUCAUCCCUGCUCUCGCCGAAUAGUUCUUGCUUGCGAAGGAAGCCUCCCACGCAAGACCUCGUGGACCUCUUCACUCCGUCGCAUUAAUGCCUGUCAUUUUGCACGUCGCUUGAACUCUCUGCCUUACUGCUUGAGUUUGGCGUCGGCAUUCGCAUUCGUCUUUGUUUUCAUGGAAUAGUGAUCGGAACCCUGCGCCGACGAAGCAAUA